CGCGUAUGCAAGUUCUGAUAUAUAACAUAUCGCUGGUAUUAUAUAUGUGUAUAUAUAUUUUUUUUCAGGCUAUUCAACAAGCUAGGACUACACGUUGACGAUUCUUGAGAUAUGGAGAUACUAGGAUUGUUGUUUGUCUCCAACUGGCUAGUGUACACUGUUGCAGCCCUGUUAGCUGUGUAUCUGUACCUGACAAAGAAUUUUGGCUAUUGGAAGAGAAGGGGGAUAAAAGAGAUCACAACCAGAUAUCCGUACCAGGGUAUCCUGUAUUUUUUAAGAAAGCCUUUUCAGGAAAUACAGGAGGAAUGCUACAAGAAAUAUGGAAAGAUUUAUGGGCUCUACGAAGGGCGAAAUCCUAUGCUAAUGGUGGGAGAUCCGGAGCUUGUAAAGCUUAUCCUGGUCAAGGAUUUUCAUGCUUUCACCGAUCGCAGUGGUAUUUCGAGUGAUGACCCCAUUCUGAGCAAAUUUUUAUCGAUUCAGUGUGGAGAAGAAUGGAAGCAAACCAGAAGUGUCAUUUCACCAACUUUCAGCACCAGUAAAAUAAAAAAAAUGACUGGGCUCGUUGAAGACACUGUGAAAAGCUUGAUUCGAAACCUUGAGGAAGCUGCCGACAAGAAGGAAGUUAUUGACUGCAAAAAAUUGUUUGGCGCUUUUACUAUGGACACCAUCGCAGCUUGUGCCUUCGGAACUCGUGUUGAUUCUUAUAAAAAUCCUGACAAUCCUUUCGUUAUUCACGCACGAAAACUGUUCAAUAAAGACGUCAAACCAUUGGAUAUUCUAGCAUUUAUGAACCCUAAACUAGCCCGAUUUUUUGGAAUCAACAUUAUCGGCGAAGAAAUGGUGAAUUUCUUCAAAAAUGUUACCAAUCAAAUUAUUGAAUACAGGCAAGAACACAAUGAGAAACAAAAUGAUUUUCUUCAGCUUAUGCUAGAUGCUCAGGAAUCUACCCAGGAAGUCGAAGAUGACCAUGAUGAAGUCAAUAAUUUAAUGGACAGUGCACAUGUCCAUGAAGAUGAGAAUAAGGAAUUUGUGUUAAAGCCAUCCAAACGAAAGAUUCUGACAAGAGAUGACAUUUUAGCCAAUAGCAUAUUGUUUUUCCUGGCUGGCUACGACACAACAGCCAAUGCAUUAUCCUACUGUGUGUACUGUUUAGCUCUGAACCAAGAGUGCCAAGAGAAACUAAUCCAAGAAAUUGAUCACGUCUGGGAAGAACAUGAUGGGAUUGACUACGAACAGAUAGGAAAAAUGGCCUACCUCGACCGCGUUUUGUCAGAGACGUUACGACUCCACGGUACCGUCGUGUUACUCGAUAGAAAAGCCACUGUUGACUACGAGUUAGGAGACACGGGAAUCACCAUACCUAAAGGCAUGGUCGUCCAAAUACCUAUCUACUCAAUUCACCAUGAUCCCGAGUAUUAUCCUGAACCUCAUACCUUCGACCCAGAAAGGUUCCUUCCAGAGAACAAAAAUAAUCGUCACCCUUAUACUUACUUACCAUUUGGUGCUGGGCCUAGGAACUGCGUGGGAAUGAGAUUCGCUUUGUUAGAAGUUAAGCUUUGUCUCGCGUUUGUAUUGAGAAACUUCCGUUUCCGCCCUUGCUCCGAAACCAAGGUACCACUUGAAUAUUAUAAUGGUCAAGUACUAAUUCAAGCCAAGGAGGUGUCGUUGGUCGUUGAAAAGCGUGAAGAGGUGUGGUCUUUGUAGUUCUUUUCCAACGUUUCUGUGUGUGUGUUGCCCUGUAACUCGAAGCAUGUAAACGUUGUCACGCAAAAAGUGGCCCGUAUCGUAUUCCAUUUUUGGAACAUCUUAAAACUAAACUGAAUGACGUAUAACUGUUCACAUAAAACACUUGAAAUUAGAAAUUCUGCUAAAUUUUUCACUUAUUUGUAUAUUAUGAUUAUAAUAAAUAUGUUAAUCUCAAAA
Molecule: messenger RNA, 1923 nt
Organism: Limulus polyphemus (Atlantic horseshoe crab)
Lineage: Eukaryota; Metazoa; Arthropoda; Merostomata; Xiphosura; Limulidae
Product: cytochrome P450 3A9-like
Exons: 14
Coding region: 112-1704 (530 amino acids)
Molecular function (GO): steroid hydroxylase activity; heme binding; oxidoreductase activity, acting on paired donors, with incorporation or reduction of molecular oxygen, reduced flavin or flavoprotein as one donor, and incorporation of one atom of oxygen
Source: RefSeq, a predicted model, not a curated record